AUGCUGGAAGAAGAAAAGCAACGAAGCGAACAUAUGGAACGAGUUCUGGUGGAGCUACAGCAUAAGCUUGGCCAUCGCCUAGACACCGUACUGGAAGACGUGGUGGAUGAAAGGUCGGAAGAAACUGAAUUCGACGAAGUUGUCGAUUUGAAGGAAAAUGACCUCGACAGAAAUGGACGAAACGGUGGCAAAGGCAAUGGCUUUGACGAAGCCGAGCUGCAUAAUGGUUGUAUUGACGACGAGGAGGAGCCAGACGAUUCGGAGGGAUGGAAAAAAGACGAUUUUCUUAUGGUUUCCACCCAAUCGAUUUGA
Messenger RNA from Haemonchus placei, 312 nucleotides. NCBI's taxonomy places the organism in Eukaryota, Metazoa, Nematoda, Chromadorea, Rhabditida, Trichostrongylidae. The record is from the annotation of a GenBank genome assembly.